UUGGGUUGACUAGAAGACGAGCAACACACAAUCCCCGAAAACGCACAAACCUUGUGCUCUGUAACACGCACAAUCGUCGGCUGGGGGCUUCUCUUGCUUCCCUAAAACAAUGGCGGAGUUAAAACUCAUCCAGCACCAGCUUCCCUUAUCUUUUCCAUCAACAUCUAAAGUUAUGCCAAUGAUACUUCAUUACCAGCCCUUCAAAUCCAGUUUUAAUCCUCCAUCUGUUUCUCGAAGCUUCGGUAGAUUCAAUCGCCCCCUUCUUCUCCACCGGAUUCAUCGAUUUGCUUUGCUUUGCAAGAUCAAAGACUCCGAUAUGAUAUCGCAGCUGGAGCUUGGGAAAGUUGGUGAGAAGAAGAAGCCUGAAAAGCAAGUGAAUGGGAUUUUCUGGAUUUUGUUAAUUAACAUUGGAAUAUACGUAGCAGAUCACAUUUUUCAGGUUCGUGAGAUUAAAGCUUUGUAUUUAUACCACAAUUUUCCCGUUUGGUACCAGUUUGUGACUUCAACUUUCUGUCAUGCAAAUUGGAAUCAUCUCUCUAGCAACCUUUUCUUCUUAUAUAUAUUUGGAAAGCUUGUUGAAGAAGAGGAAGGGGGUUUUGGGGUGUGGGUGUCUUAUAUUCUUACGGGUGUUGGAGCAAAUCUUGUUUCAUGGCUUGUACUCCCAAGAAAUGCCGUCUCGCUUGGAGCCUCUGGUGCAGUGUUUGGUCUCUUUGCAAUUAGUGUCCUUGUUAAGCUCUCUUUUGACUGGAGGAAGAUCCUCGAAGUACUCAUUCUGGGUCAAUUUGUUAUCGAAAGGGUGAUGGAAGCAGCCCAAGCUUCAACGAGUUUUGCAAGCAGCAACAGUGCUCUACAGAAUGUAAAUCACAUUGCUCAUCUUUCUGGUGCUCUUGUUGGUGCAACUUUGGUUUGGCUUCUCAGUAGAGUUCCAUCUCAACCUGCAGAUCGAGAUAAAUUAUGAAAAUAUUAUCCCUUUAAUUCAACGGUUUCUUUUAUCGGACUCUCCUGCCACAUUCCUUCUCUUAGACUUUUGUCCAUUUUGCCAUUUUUAUGUGAUUACAGUUUACAAUGCACUCGACUUUGACCGCUUUCAUUGUGUGCGCGUGCGCGUGAUUUUAGUGGAAAGGAACCUGUGUAAUAUAAGGUUGCACCAUGGUUAAGUUUGGAGCCCCAA
This is a messenger RNA of Helianthus annuus (common sunflower), 1171 nucleotides long. Its product is annotated as rhomboid-like protein 11, chloroplastic. The record is from RefSeq and is a predicted model, not a curated record. Gene Ontology annotation, molecular function: serine-type endopeptidase activity. The coding region runs from base 110 to 958 and encodes 282 amino acids. NCBI's taxonomy places the organism in Eukaryota, Viridiplantae, Streptophyta, Magnoliopsida, Asterales, Asteraceae. The transcript is spliced from 7 exons. Gene Ontology annotation, cellular component: membrane.